This is a messenger RNA of Meloidogyne enterolobii, 1152 nucleotides long. The record is from the annotation of a GenBank genome assembly. NCBI's taxonomy places the organism in Eukaryota, Metazoa, Nematoda, Chromadorea, Rhabditida, Meloidogynidae.
AUGAAUGUAGAAACAACCAAUUUUCUAAAUCCUGCCUUGAGAGAGUGUUGUUGUUCUUCAAGCUCUCCUCUACCUUUACAACGUAUUGUUCAAUUAUUAAGUGUUGGGGCAUUUGAAUUAAGAAAACAAAUUAAUGAAAAGAUUAAAUGUGAUAGACUUGGAAAUGGAGUAGAAGAGAAGGAAAAUGAACAAGAAAAAUAUUUGAAUAAAUUGAUAAGGAAUGAACUAUUGCUUAUUGAGUUAGGAGUUGUAGACACUCGAAGAUUAACAAAAUGGAUUAAUAAAUUUAACGAUAUUUACAUGAAACAAUUGUUAAAUAUGGAAUUGUAUUUUGUAAAUAAUUUUGCCGACCAACUCGAAAAUCUGUGCCUUAAAUUAAAUACUCAUAGUCUACCACAAGUGUGUAAACCUAGGGCUCCUUUUUUGUCGUUAAAUGGCAUGUCAAACACUCUUGGAGAUAAAGUAGUGUAUCAAGCAAGAUCGGAAGUUACAGCACGUGUUGAUAUUGCUGGUUCCCUUCUGUGUGCUAUUUUGGUUGUUGCCGGUUUUGUACGUGAGGAAUUGUGGGGUGGAGAAAGGCAUUAUUUAUUUGAUUUUGCCGGACCUGGACGAGGCUUACUUAUCGAAACAGAAUCAGAUUUGCCUCACGGAUCUGGCCUCGGUUCUAGCAGUAUACUUGCUGGAGCACUUUUAUCUUCUCUCCACAAACUAUCAGGAAAUAAAGAACAACAAUUAAAAGAAGACAAAUUAAUUAAUCAAGUAUUGCAAAUAGAACAAUUACACACUUCUGGGGGAGGUUGGCAAGACCAAUUGGGGGGUUGUAUUUCUGGAGGUGCUAAAAUUGGUUGGGUAGAAUCAGUUGGGGAAAGAAAAUGUUGUUGGCGUUCUGUCCCGCUUGGAGGGGAAUUAAUUAAAGAAUUCUCUAAAAGAUUUGUUUUGUUAUAUACAGGCAAAACUAGAUUGGCUAAAACUUUAUUAAAGCAAGUUUUGUUGAGUUGGGCAAGACAAGAACCACAAAUAUUAGCAACUGUUGAAAGACUUGCUAAAGGAGCUUGGAAGGCUGAGAAAAUGCUUAUUGAGGGUAGGGAACAGGGUGGUGACAUUUCCACCAAAACACUCAAAAAUGUGGCAAAAAAUAAAGCAUUAUUUUAA